AGCAGAUUUAGUGGAAGGAGAGGAGGCAGAGGCUGGGAAUGGGAGCAGUGAGCUGUCGGCAGGGGCAACACACUCAGGUGACUGCACCUCACAAGCAGGGUGACAACUUCCAGGGCCCUUGGGUCCGAGGCUGGAAGAGCCUCUGGUCAGGUAUGGGGACCAUCAGGUCAGGUCUGGAAGAACUAUGGCAACUACAAGGGCAUCAAUGCCUACACCAGGAGCCCCUAGAGGCGACCCCACUGCUGGUAGAGAAGCCUUUGUCUGAGUGGCCAGUGCCUCAGUUCAUCAGCCUCUUUCUACCAGAGUUUCCCAUGAGGCCCAUUAGGGGGCAGCAGCAGUUGAAGAUUUUAGGUCUUGUGGCUAAAGGCUCUUUUGGAACUGUCCUGAAGGUGGUAGAUUGUGCCCAGAAAGCUGUAUUUGCAGUGAAGGUGGUACCCAAGGUAAAAGUCCUACAGAGGGACACCCUGAGGCAGUGCAAAGAGGAGGUCAACAUCCAGAGACAGAUCAACCACCCUUUUGUACACAGCUUGGGGGACAGCUGGCAGGGAAAACGGCAUCUCUUCAUCAUGUGUAGCUACUGCAGCACUGAUCUGUACUCCCUGUGGUCUGCUGUUGGCUGCUUUCCUGAGGCUUCCAUCCGUCUCUUUGCGGCUGAGCUGGUCCUUGUGCUGUGCUAUCUCCAUGACGUGGGCAUCAUCCAUCGAGACGUGAAGAUGGAGAAUAUCCUUCUGGAUGAAAGAGGCCAUCUGAAACUGACAGACUUUGGUCUGUCCCGCCACCUGCCCCAGGGAGCCCGAGCCUAUACUAUCUGUGGCACUCUUCAAUACAUGGCCCCAGAGGUCCUGAGUGGUGGGCCUUACAACCAUGCUGCUGAUUGGUGGUCCCUGGGUGUCUUGCUUUUCUCUCUGGCAACUGGAAAGUUCCCAGUGGCUGCAGAGAGAGAUCAUGUGGCCAUGUUGGCAAGUGUGACCCACUGUGACUCUGAAAUUCCAGCUUCUCUUAACCAGGAGCUCUCUCUCCUGCUUCAUGAGCUCCUAUGCCAGAACCCCCUCCACCGUCUACGUUAUCUACAUCACUUCCAAGUCCACCCAUUCUUUAGGGGUGUGACCUUUGACCCAGAGCUCCUACAGAAGCAGCCAGUGGACUUUGUCAUGAAGACACAAGAUACUCAGCCCAGUCCAUUGGAGUCCAACCCCUUCAAGGACUUUGACUGUGAUCUGGAGUCCUUCUUGGUCCACUCUGUUCCUGCUUGACCCUGUCUACUAUAGAUUGGGGCCCAGCUGGGAACCUGAGGAUCUCCUCCACUACCAACUCAGUAUUACCACUUUGAUGAUCCAGUUUUGACUUUGUAGCCCCUUACUAUUCUAUUCUUCUAGGCAUUAGUCUAGAGUUCAAACUUUGGGCACUCAGUUCCCCAUCAUACAACUUACUGGUUCAUAUAACAUCUCAGGUCAGAGUGGUAACUUUUUCCUUUGUUUCACUUCUCCAGUCUGUAGCAAAAGGCUUCCUCUACCUUUCCCUUUCCUUGUUUCUUUGCCAUGUUUCCUUUCUUGGGUAAUAACAACACUUCAUGGACUCCAAAGGUGCUAUUUAUAUGUUUAAUAGGCUAGGCAGAAGAAAUACGUUUUUCAAAGGCUUAAAAAGUUGGCAUCUUAACACCUAAAUAUGCAGCUAAAAAAUAGAGUCUGGGAGUUGGGCAUAGUGAUGCAUGUCUGUAAUCCUAGCUACUUGGGAGGAUAAGGCAGGAAAAGUUUGAGGCCAGACUUGGCAACUGAAUGUCUCAAAAUGGGAAAAAAAAAGGGGGGGGGGCUGGGGUUGUAGUAGAAUGUUCUUGAGUUCAACCCACAAUACUGGGGUUAGGGGGAACUAAAACAAAAAACUGAGGCUAAGGGUCAGUUGUCAGUAAAUCUAAUUUUUAAAAAUUGGAAAAUGAGCUAGGUAUGGUGGUGCAUGCCUGUAAUCACAGAAACUUGGGAAGCUGAGGCAGGAGGAUCAUAAGUUCAAGGUGAACCUCAGCAACUUAGCAAGACCAUGUCUCAAAAUAAGAAAUAAAAAGGGCUGGGGUUAUACAGUGGUAAAGCACCCCUAGGUUCACUAAUUAAUAUCAAAAAAGGUGGGAAUGAAUGCAAUAGCCUAAAGUGAAAAAGAAAAUAGAAACUAAAACAUGGGAGGAUUAAAUGUCUUCUCUAGGGGUAACUGGAAUAGCUACCAAAAUAUUUUCCAAAAGACAAAAAGAAGUAGUGAGCUGAACGUUUCUCCUAGACAGCUCAAAAUGCAGUUUUUUAUGGGCAAAUCAAAGGAUUCAAAGGCAUACAUCAACCUUAAGAUUUAAGGUUAGAGAUGUAUCUCAAGAACCUUUCCCUUUUGUAAGGAAAAUCACCUGGUCCUUGAAUUUACAUACAAUUCUAUUUUUUUUUUUUUAGUGCUGAGGAUUGAACCCAGGGCCUUAUGUAUGCAAGGCAAGCACUUUACCAACUGAGCUAUAUCCCCAGCCCUACAAUUCUAUCUUUUAUGACUUUCUUUUUUCAUUUUCCUAAACUAACUUCUCAAAAACUUCAUUUUAGUUCUGAUAUUUGAGGGGAAAAUUUGCUUUUAGCUGGGCAUGAUGGUGCAUAUCUAUAAUCCCAGCAGCUCUGGAGGCUGAGGCAGGAGGAUUAUGAAUUCAAAGCCAGCCUUAGCAACUUAGGGUCUUGCUGAAUUCUUAGUGCCUCACUAUCUCUAAAUAACAUAUAAAAGAGCUAGGAAUAUAGCUCAGUGGUGGAGCACCCUUGUGUUCAAUCCUUGGAAUUACACCCCCCCCCGAAAUUUGCUUUUAUAUAGACCACAUUAUAUCUUCAAUUAUAUCUGAUCUCUCUUUUCCAAUCCAAAGAGUCUGAGAGUAUCCUGUAUAUUUGUGCUUACUAUUUCUGUCUCUGUAUUAAGCCAGAUUUUGUCUGUAUAUAAUUGGCAUUUUGUUAGUCUCUGCAGAAUUGCUUUUUCUGGAUUGUACUUCAGCAGUCCAUAUGAAUCUCUAUAAAACUUGAGUCUGUAAAAAGGUGUUGAUCAUUACAGUUCAUAAAUUUUCUCUUUAUCUAGUUGUGCUUUUCCUGAAUUGCUGUUUGGUUUUUACCUUAAAGAUAGUAAAUAUUCAACUGACUAUCUUUUUCUUCUCAUGCUAAUACUAGACUACUUAAAGCCCAAAUUGUGCCCCACCUUCAGCAACCAUUUAUGUAUUUAGCAUGUUAGUCACAUUCUUGGUUCCAACUUGCUUUUAUUUUCCUUAUUCUCAGUUUUCUAUUCUAAUCUUUUUAAAAAUUACUGUAUUAUCUACAUUUUUGUAAGCCUUUUUUGGAAUAAGAUUGGGAUAUAAAUAAAUAAAAGAGAAUGUAUCCUUUA
This is a messenger RNA of Ictidomys tridecemlineatus (thirteen-lined ground squirrel), 3375 nucleotides long. It is a transcript of the gene Rskr, whose product is annotated as ribosomal protein S6 kinase related. Lineage: Eukaryota; Metazoa; Chordata; Mammalia; Rodentia; Sciuridae. Gene Ontology annotation, molecular function: protein serine/threonine kinase activity; ATP binding. Gene Ontology annotation, biological process: protein phosphorylation. The record is from RefSeq and is a predicted model, not a curated record.